Dichomitus squalens LYAD-421 SS1 is the source of this 863-nucleotide messenger RNA. RefSeq lists its product as uncharacterized. The coding region runs from base 261 to 731 and encodes 156 amino acids. The record is from RefSeq and is a predicted model, not a curated record. The transcript is spliced from 4 exons. NCBI's taxonomy places the organism in Eukaryota, Fungi, Basidiomycota, Agaricomycetes, Polyporales, Polyporaceae.
CAGGACAGGAUUGAAGUUCAGCGCAACACACGGUGCUUGUGGCAAGAUACCACGCUCGUGUAGUGGAUUGGCAUGCCAGAUUUCGCAGCACUCACAGAUCAUGAAGGGGAGUAUAUAAUCCCUUGGGCCAGUUGGCAGGAAGACCAUCCUCACCCCACUUUCAAGUUCUACAUACCAUCGACCCGGCGUCGAAAAGCCUACUUUAAUUCCAGUGCUUCUUCACCUUCACUUGCUACUCUUCACAGUUCUUAUCUGUCGCAAUGGCCCGCUUCUUCGCCACCGCUACGUUCUUGACCUAUGUUUCUCUCGUUGCCUCUGGACUUGCCCAUGCAGCACCCGCCCGUCGCCAGCUAGGCAACCUCGAGUGCAACAUCGACCGUGCCGAGAUCAUCUUCCACGUCGCCACACUCUCCGGCGUUGUCAACACUCUUGGGAACAACACGAACCUUGUUGCCGCGAACAACACGGUCGAUGCCGACGUCAUGGCUUUGCAGUCGGGCACCCAGGGCGCGGGUGCUGCCAUCAAGCAGAUUGUCAUUGCGCUCAUCAAUGGCGAGGUCGCUGACCCGGACUUGCGGGACCAAGUUGGAGGCAAUCUCACCGUCAUUCAGGGCGCGUUGGGCGAUCUUUCCUCCACGGACAACAGCACCUCCGCGUUGCUGGACAUGGCGCUGACCGAGUUCACCAACUCGGUGAACGCAGCGAACGGCGUUGUCAACAACUGCAAGUAACCGGAGGGAGAGCUCGCGUCGCGCGUCUCCUUCAGGGUUUGAGACAUGAGUUGAAAUUCGCUGGACGAUGUUUAAAUGGACAAUAUGAUUAUACGAUCAGUGAUCUCCUUAUUGUUCAAAUACUAUUGCGGC